CUUCCGGAAGUUGUCAUUCUCUACGUUUACGGCGAAGCCAGCGACACAUAUCGAGCUCACCCCGAUUAGUAGGCACGAAAGACCGGAGACGUUUGGGCGCGUUAGGUCGAUGAUUAAAUGCUGACGGCGGAGAGGGGAACGUGAUCUCCUUCAAAUAACUUUUGAGCGUUUGUUUGGAGGUGGGCACGUUUGGUCACUUCCCACGUCUCUUUGGGAACCGUCUACGGAAAGCUUGCCCCGCGCAGGCAGACGGACCAGCUCACAAAAUGCCUCCAAUAGAAAAUGACGCCGGGAAGAACGAACUCCAUAGUCGGAUACAAGAGCUCAUCGACUCCAACAAAGUCAUGGUGUUCAGCAAAAGCUUCUGUCCGUAUUGUGUGCGGGUGAAGGACUUGUUCAGUGAGCUGGAUGUCCAGUGUCAUGUGAUGGAGCUGGACCUCAUGGAGAAUGGAACAAAGUAUCAGGAGAUGCUGAAGGAGAUGACUGGACAGCAAACAGUUCCUCAGGUUUUCAUCAACAAGACGCACGUUGGUGGUUGUGACAAAACCAUGCAGGCUCAUAAAGAUGGCAGCUUACAGCAGCUACUGCAGAAUGAGAAGGAAGCUUUCGACUACGACCUGAUCGUCAUUGGAGGGGGGUCUGGAGGCCUGGCCUGCUCCAAGGAAGCUGCUAUCUUGGGGAAGAAGGUCAUGGUAUUGGACUACGUUGUGCCCACACCAAAAGGAACUUCUUGGGGACUUGGUGGAACUUGUGUGAACGUCGGCUGCAUUCCUAAGAAGCUAAUGCACCAGACGGCCUUGCUGAGUGCAGCCAUACAGGAUGCACGCAAGUUCGGCUGGGAGUUUGACGAAACGGUGAAGCACAACUGGGAGACGAUGAAGACUGCCGUCAACAACUACAUCGGCUCUUUGAACUGGGGCUACAGGGUGUCGCUGAGGGAAAAGAAGGUUGACUACGUCAACGCCUUUGCAGAGUUUGUUGAGCCACACAAAAUCAAGACGACGAACAAACGAGGCAAGGAGACGUUUCACACAGCAGCCAGGUUUGUCUUGGCUACAGGUGAGAGGCCUCGCUACCUGGGCGUCCCUGGAGAUCAGGAGUACUGCAUCACCAGUGACGACCUUUUCUCAUUGCCGUACUGCCCGGGGAAGACCCUGGUUGUCGGGGCGUCCUACGUGGCUCUGGAGUGUGGUGGUUUCCUGGCCGGCCUGGGGCUGGACGUCACCAUCAUGGUGCGCUCCAUCCUGCUGAGGGGGUUUGACCAGGACAUGGCCAACCGUGCUGGAGAAUACAUGGAGGAGCACGGAGUCAAGUUCAUCCGUAAACAUGUCCCCGUAAAGAUCGAGGAGCUGGAGGCCGGCGCGCCUGGCAGGCUGAAGGUGACGGCCAAGUCCACAGAAACGGACGAGCUCAUGGAGGAUGAGUACAACAUGGUGCUGAUAGCUGUGGGCAGAAACGCCUGCACAGAUAAGAUUGGACUAGAUGUCGCAGGGGUUAAAGUAAAUCCAAAAAAUGGGAAAAUUCCCGUGAAUGAUGAGGAGCAGACCAACGUGCCACACAUCUACGCCAUUGGAGACAUCCUGGAGAACAAGUGGGAGCUGACUCCUGUAGCCAUUCAAGCUGGAAAGCUGCUGGCUCGUCGCCUUUAUGCUGGAUCCACAGUCAAGUGUGACUAUGUCAACGUUCCCACCACCGUCUUUACCCCCCUGGAGUACGGAGCCUGUGGACUGUCAGAGGAGAAAGCCACCGAGCUGUAUGGACAGGACAACAUCGAGGUGUACCACAGUCUGUUCUGGCCUCUGGAGUAUACGGUGCCCGGCCGUGACAACAACAAAUGCUACUCCAAGAUCAUCUGCAAUAAACUUGACAACGAUCGAGUUAUCGGCUUCCACUACCUGGGCCCUAAUGCGGGGGAGGUGACGCAGGGCUUCGGUGCAGCCAUGAAAUGUGGUGUCACCAAGGAGCAGCUGGACAACACCAUUGGCAUCCACCCCACCUGUGCUGAGGUCUUUACUACUUUGGAGGUGACCAAAAGAUCUGGAGGAGACAUCACCCAGGCUGGCUGCUGAGGUUAAACCCUGCUUGUUUAGCAGGCUGCUCCUUCAGUAGACUCUGAUAACAUCGUCUUAGUUCUCUGUUUCUUCUUAAGCUUCACGUGACACUUGUUUCUCAGGACAAACCAAACAUCACAGCCAGCUUGUAAUCCAAUGAAAGCACUUGUUUAAGCUUACAGGGAGCCAAGAACCGUGAGUCUGAUGAGAGGGCAGCCUGCUGAACGGCGGGGUUACAAUGCUGAUACUCCUCCUGGGCCCCACCAGUGUGUCCUGCACAGAGGAGCUCCAGCACAUACCACCUGUGUGUGUGUUAGGGCUGUCUGUGACGUCCUCGCCCAUAACCUUAAUUAAUGAGGUGGGCAAGGAUCGAUGCCCCUCUGCAAAGGUACCUGAUGGUAGCCCACAAUCUUUCGUCCAGACCUCCAACUGUACACAUCUGUCUUUCUUCUCCUUCUUUUAGAGUGUGCACAUACUUAAAAACACUUGUUUAAAUGGGACUCAGUAAAGGCUUGAAUGAAUGUACAGCUCUGGUGUGUGUGCAGACUACCAUCGUCAUUGUGCACAUUUUCUAUCAGGUCUUCAUCUGCUUGGGAUGUGUACUCGUCACCCAAAAUUUCUUUUUAUAUAAAUGGAGUAUUGUGUAUGUAAGAGAAUCUGCAGAACUUGCAAGCUUUUAAAUCUUUUGAGUGUUGCGCUACAUUAAAGCAACUGAAUGAUUGUUUCAACCCGUUUCACUCAGUGAAGUGAUCCUCUUACUGUAUGCUUCAUUGUGUGUGUAUAAAGAUGUAUCCAGCCUUCUACACAACAGUGCUGUCAGUGAGUGACACUGGUCAUCUGGAUCUAUGACUUGUUGGGGUCAAACAUCUGUAGACUACUUGUUCUCUAGCAUUUAAUAAAGGAUGGAUUUACCUUAAA
Messenger RNA from Nematolebias whitei (Rio pearlfish), 2969 nucleotides. RefSeq names its product thioredoxin reductase 3 (gene txnrd3). Lineage: Eukaryota; Metazoa; Chordata; Actinopteri; Cyprinodontiformes; Rivulidae. Gene Ontology annotation, molecular function: flavin adenine dinucleotide binding; glutathione-disulfide reductase (NADPH) activity; thioredoxin-disulfide reductase (NADPH) activity. The coding region runs from base 267 to 2069 and encodes 600 amino acids. Gene Ontology annotation, biological process: cellular response to oxidative stress; cell redox homeostasis; glutathione metabolic process. The transcript is spliced from 16 exons. The record is from RefSeq and is a predicted model, not a curated record. Gene Ontology annotation, cellular component: cytosol; mitochondrion.